AUGAAAUUCGCUUCCGCUUCGAUCGCCUCUUUGGCCCUCGCUUCUGCUGCCUUGGCCCUUCCGGCCUACAAGAGAGACGAUGACUGCUCUACUACCCAGGUGCACGUCCAUCACAAGCACAAGAGAGAAGUCGUCUACGAGUACGCCUACGUCACCGUGACUGUAAACGGCGCCGGCUCCAUCCAGGGUGGUCCUUCCAUCCAGACUAGCUCUCCCUCCACUUCGUCUUCGGACCAAGUGACUACCUCGUCUGUUUCCACUCAGACUCCUUCCUCGAGCCCUGCUGCUUCUUCAACAGGUGGUUCCUCCACUCUGUCGUCUUCCGGCUCCACUCCUUCCUCCGGUACCAACAACGGUAUCUGGGGUGAUCUUUCUGCCUACUCGGGCCCCUCCGGUGAGUUCCAGGACGGCACCAUUUCCUGUGACGACUUCCCCGUUGGUAACGGUGUGAUUGCCCUUAAUCACUUGGGCUUCGGUGGCUGGUCUGGUAUUUACAACAGCGACACUUCCACCGGAGGCUCUUGUAAGGACGGUUCCUACUGCUCCUACGCUUGUCAGUCUGGUAUGUCCAAGACCCAGUGGCCCUCCGACCAGCCAUCCAACGGUGUUUCCGUCGGUGGUUUGUUGUGUAAGAACGGCAAGUUGUACAGAACCAACAAGAACACCAACCACUUGUGUGAGUGGGGUGAAGAUAAGGCAAUUGUCCAGAACAAAUUGGGCAAGGAGGUGUCUAUUUGCAGAACCGAUUACCCUGGUACUGAGAACAUGGUGAUCCCAACUGUUGCUGAGGCUGGCAAGUCCAUUGUGUUGACCACCGUUGACUCCGACACUUACUACGAGUGGCAGGGUAAGUCCACUUCUGCUCAGUACUACGUCAACAACGCUGGCGUGAGCUACCAGGAUGGCUGUUUGUGGGGUUCUGCCGGUUCUGGUGUUGGUAACUGGGCUCCUUUGAACAUUGGCGCUGGCUACACCAACGGUAUCGCAUACCUUUCUUUGAUUCCAAACCCCAACAACAGGGACUCUGCCAACUUCCGUGUCAAGAUUGUUGCUGACGACAACUCCGUUGUCAACGGCAACUGUGUUUACGAGAACGGUAAGUACAAUGGUGACGGCACUGAUGGCUGUACUGUUGCAGUCACCUCUGGCCGUGCCAAGUUCGUGUUCUACUGA
Messenger RNA from Candidozyma auris, 1173 nucleotides. RefSeq names its product putative glucosidase (gene SUN41). Gene Ontology annotation, cellular component: cell surface; fungal-type cell wall. The record is from RefSeq and is a predicted model, not a curated record. Gene Ontology annotation, biological process: fungal-type cell wall organization. The coding region runs from base 1 to 1173 and encodes 390 amino acids. NCBI's taxonomy places the organism in Eukaryota, Fungi, Ascomycota, Pichiomycetes, Serinales, Metschnikowiaceae. The transcript has a single exon.